UGGACUAUCUUGAUGAUAAGUUUAGGAAUUACUGCUUUCGUGACAGCUACAGCAACAGUAAAGACCGCUUUAGUAUCUAUGCUGGGAUGUCGACCGUGCAAAUUAGAAACUACAACUGAAAUUGUUGCUCGCGAGGUCCAGUUGCAAACUGGAGACCUUGGCAGCUCUUUGAGGUUAUAUGCUACUGAAACUGGAAUGCACCGAACAAUUCUCCAGUUACAGUUGCAGUUGCAGUUCCUAGCCGUAUACAGCCAAGAACGCCACUACCAGAACUGAAACUGGAGUCACCGAACAGGCCCAUAAUGUCUGCGCGAAGCAGGUGAGAAGAAGGCCGCUGCCUGUCGUUCACAAAAGUCCCUGAUAUCCAUCACCACGGUAUUAGGCAGUGAUAGCCCCAUCUAUCAGGAAAUAGCUAUGCGGCUGUUAUUGGCGCACACUUUCAAAUCCGCUCAAGGCCAAGCGUGACUUCGUUUGUUCGUGUUUUCCUCAGCCCAACACAACCACGGUUUGCGCAACCAAGAUUCAGGCGAACCAAGGUUCAACGAAGCCACCUCGUUCUUCCUCUGUUCUCUACAUAAGCCGCCAUGCCGACCCCUCGUAACUCAUCCCACAAGCGAGCUGCAUCGAUGAAUCUU
Molecule: messenger RNA, 635 nt
Organism: Bipolaris maydis ATCC 48331
Lineage: Eukaryota; Fungi; Ascomycota; Dothideomycetes; Pleosporales; Pleosporaceae
Source: RefSeq, a predicted model, not a curated record